AUGUCGCCAUGCGCUUUCAAUGUAUUCACCGUUGGAUUAGCAUUUGCGUCUACCACAUACGAUGUCGCCGUUAUUGGCGGCGGUCCCGCUGGACUCAGUGCCGUUAGUUCCCUCUCUCGAGUCAGGAGGAAUGUUAUAAUGUUCGACUCGGGAGAAUAUCGUAACGACGACUACGAACCAUUACACGACAUUAUUGGAAGUGACGGAAUAAUGCCUGCAGAGUUGCGAGAUAAAGCGCAAAAAGAAAUUAAGAAGUAUGACACGGCAGCGAUGAAGAAUGCAACUGUGAAAUCCGUAAUAUCCGCAACAUCGAAAGGGGACCUAUCCAACAAUGUUACAUCUUUUACGAUCAAGGACGACAAAAACGAAACGUAUACAGCUCGAAAGAUUGUCUUGGCUACUGGGGUAACAGAUGUACUCCCAGAGGUAGUUAUGAAAAUCAUUCGCAGUGACAUAUACUGGUGCCCGUGGUGCAGCGGCUACGAGAGUAAAGACCUGCCUAUUGGAAUUUUAGGCGACUUCAGUGAUAUUGUGGGCAGUGUGCUUGAGAUUGAGACUCUUAAUACCGACAUCAUUGCUCUUGUCAAUGGCACGGAGACCGAGCAACAAGAGUCUAUACUAAGGAAAAAGUAUCCUGAUUGGGAGAGGAUGCUGGGAAAAUAUAACGUUGAAGUCAACAAUGCUACCAUUACUAACAUUACCGUUGAUCCUAGCAGCAAUAGCUCUGACCCGGUCCGCACUUUCACCGUUGAGUUUGAUAAAGGAGACCCAAUUGUUCGGAAGUCGUUUAUAUAUAACUACCCUACGAAACCAAUUUCGGACCUCCCACAAAAUAUUAAGGGUUUGAAGAUGGACCAACAUGGGAAGAUAAUAACAAACAUGACUCACGGAAUGCGUACAAGUCUCCCAGGAGUGUUCGCUGUAGGCGACGCAAAUAACGAUGGAACCACAAAUGUACCACAUGCAAUGUGGAGUGCAAAGCGUGCUGCGGUUGCGAUCCACAGUGAGUUAUCCUACAAAGCAAUGUUCUUCAUUGAUUCUCACAUUUUGUAG
Messenger RNA from Aspergillus alliaceus, 1053 nucleotides. RefSeq names its product NAD(P)/FAD-dependent oxidoreductase. The transcript is spliced from 3 exons. The coding region runs from base 1 to 1053 and encodes 350 amino acids. Gene Ontology annotation, molecular function: oxidoreductase activity. The record is from RefSeq and is a predicted model, not a curated record. Lineage: Eukaryota; Fungi; Ascomycota; Eurotiomycetes; Eurotiales; Aspergillaceae.